AAACUCCCGAUUAACAAAUUUUUAGUCAGAGCAUGCCCUAGCAAUCAGCAAACAAGACAUUCAUGAUUAUAUGAUUCUAGUUCUGACCUUCCAUAGGCUUCGUCAUGUCAGCUAUAAUCGCAACUUCCUCCACACUUUCACACGGUGAACAAGCGGCACGUGAGACAUUCCCUUCUCUCUCCUCUAUUCUUUUCAACCAAAAGUCAAAGUCUUUACUAAAAACUUUUUCCUUAUCUUACUCCUUAGACGAAAAUUCAACCGCAGUUCACACGAAACUUCAUAAGAUUCAAACCAGGUAUCCAAAAUUUCAAGAUCCUCUCGAACACAUGGGCACAAAUUUAACUAUACCAACCCACCGCCAAGCCCCAAAGAGAACAGAAACCUAUUCACAGCUCACCUCAUAUCAAACCCUGAAUUUUCAGAUUCCAAAGAUUGAUUGGAUUUAAGGCAGCUCGACUGUUCUGAACUCUGAUCUAUCCAUCCAAUACCAGGCUUAUAACCAAGAUUUUCAGAUACUCUUUAAACUUGUGCGUGCGUGUAUUCUUAAGAACCCCGCCAGAUCACAGAGAUUAUAGACCAUUCAUAGAUACCUCAAAGCUGCUUGAAGUAUCUCAGAAAUUUGGCGGCAGCCAUGGCUACUAUUCCCGUGGCUUACCAAGAGCACCUCCCUGCUGCUCCUGGUUGGCUAAACAAAGGAGAUAACGGAUGGCAGAUGACAGCAGCCACACUAGUGGGUAUCCAAAGCAUGCCGGGGCUUGUGAUUCUGUAUGCAAGCAUCGUCAAGAAGAAAUGGGCUGUCAACUCCGCUUUCAUGGCUCUCUAUGCCUUCGCUGCUGUCCUCAUCUGUUGGGUCCUUGUUGGUUUCAGAAUGGCCUUUGGAGACCAACUCCUUCCCUUCUGGGGUAAGGGUGCGCCAGCUCUAGGCCAAAAGUUCCUCAUAAAUCGAGCCAAGGUCCCUGAAAGUACUCACUUUCACAAAAAUGGCACUCUAGAAACCCCAACCGUAGAGCCGUUUUUUCCCAUGGCUUCACUUGUGUAUUUUCAAUUCACUUUUGCUGCUAUAACGCUUAUCCUGCUAGCUGGUUCGGUUCUUGGUCGCAUGAACAUCAAGGCCUGGAUGGCUUUUGUCCCCCUUUGGCUCAUUUUCUCAUACACCGUAGGGGCAUUCAGCUUAUGGGGCGGAGGCUUCCUCUACCAGUGGGGCGUCAUGGAUUACUCCGGCGGCUACGUAAUCCACCUCUCCUCCGGAAUUGCCGGCUUCACCGCCGCGUACUGGGUGGGACCGAGGCUGAAGAGCGACAGGGAGAGGUUUCCACCGAACAAUGUGCUGCUGAUGCUUGCGGGAGCGGGACUUCUAUGGAUGGGGUGGUCGGGGUUCAACGGCGGAGCUCCGUACGCGGCGAGCGUUGACUCGUCGAUAGCGGUGUUGAACACCAACAUAUGUGCAGCGACGAGCCUUUUGAUGUGGACGUCACUGGACGUCGUCUUCUUCGGGAAGCCUUCGGUGAUCGGGGCCGUUCAGGGUAUGAUGACCGGACUGGUUUGCAUCACCCCCGGCGCAGGGUUGGUGCAAUCGUGGGCGGCUAUAGUAAUGGGAAUCCUGUCGGGCAGCAUUCCAUGGGUCACCAUGAUGAUCCUUCACAAAAAAUCUUCUCUCCUCCAACAGGUUGAUGACGCCCUGGGGGUGUUUCACACACACGCGGUGGCGGGGCUUCUGGGUGGCCUCCUCACUGGCCUCCUGGCAGAGCCCCAGCUCUGCCGGUUGACUUUGCCGGUGACCAAUUCGAGGGGGGCCUUCUACGGCGGCAGCGGCGGCAUUCAGUUCUUGAAGCAGAUAGUGGGAGCCCUGUUUGUGACGGGAUGGAACUUGGUGUCCACCUCUAUCAUUCUUCUGGCCAUUCGUUUGUUUAUACCGUUGAGGAUGCCGGAUGAGCAGCUCGAGAUCGGCGAUGACGCCGUGCACGGUGAGGAGGCCUACGCACUGUGGGGUGACGGAGAGAGAUAUGAACCUAACAAGCAUGGUUCCUCAUCAGACGUUCAUGGUUCUGCAGUUUCACCUUACGUGAGUGGUGCAAGAGGCGUCACCAUAAACUUGUAGCGUCACAGUUAUGUUUCCAUCCCAGAAAUGUAUAUUUAAUUUCAAGGACUUUUGUUGUAUAAGUUAUGUGAGAUUUCAAAAAUGCAACACUUUUUUGAAUGCAUUCAAAAAUGUAACAUUUCACACGCGCA
Molecule: messenger RNA, 2229 nt
Organism: Neltuma alba
Lineage: Eukaryota; Viridiplantae; Streptophyta; Magnoliopsida; Fabales; Fabaceae
Product: ammonium transporter 2
Exons: 4
Coding region: 632-2098 (488 amino acids)
Biological process (GO): ammonium transmembrane transport
Cellular component (GO): plasma membrane
Molecular function (GO): ammonium channel activity
Source: RefSeq, a predicted model, not a curated record